Messenger RNA from Halteromyces radiatus, 14409 nucleotides. RefSeq names its product dynein heavy chain. Gene Ontology annotation, cellular component: dynein complex. The record is from RefSeq and is a predicted model, not a curated record. The transcript is spliced from 15 exons. The coding region runs from base 165 to 14333 and encodes 4722 amino acids. Gene Ontology annotation, molecular function: dynein intermediate chain binding; ATP binding; dynein light intermediate chain binding. NCBI's taxonomy places the organism in Eukaryota, Fungi, Mucoromycota, Mucoromycetes, Mucorales, Cunninghamellaceae. Gene Ontology annotation, biological process: microtubule-based movement.
UUUUUCUUUCUUUCUUUUAUUUUUCAUCAGGAAUCUUUUUCUUUCAUUACGCGUUUUAUAUAUUGUAUUAUUUACUAGAUUCCUUAUUGAAAACAAACCCAUAUAUUUUUAUACCUGUUUCUUUCUCUCUCUCUCUCCAUUAUUAUUGAUACCCUGUUAUUAUAAUGUUGGAAGAAGAAACAACACUUCCUCCAUCAGCAACUAUUGCCACUGCUGGUCCAACUGCUGAAAAUAUGCUUACUUUUGACCAUGGUUUGUUACAAAAAUACUUUGAAAACCUUUUACCUCUUGUAUUGGAUGCUGAUACCUCUGAUUUGGACACUACUCUCUUUUGUUAUCCUGAUACCGUGGAUAAAUUCAACCGUUUUGCCAAUGACCCUCAAUCUCCUGUAUUGUUUAUUCUCAAGGAAAAAGAAGGUGGAAAGGAAGAUGAUGAUGCUCCCAUUACUUACAGUUAUACUGCCUCUCAUGAAAUUACUUAUCUACCUACUCAUGUUGGCUCUUUGGCAGUUAUCAAACGCGUUCCAACUUUAGACGCUACUCGACCACUUCAAUCUCAACUUCAAUUCAUCAAUCUUCCUGGUGCUGCUUCUGGUGAACCUGGUCAAACAAGUGCAUACGAAUUUUUACACUCCUAUAUUCAUUUGGCAGUCAGUCCUUACUUCAAUGCCUAUGUCAAUGCUCGUCAUGGUUCUACUACUGAUACUUCAAGCAAAAGCAAAAAUGAAGAUAACAAGAUGGGUGUCCCUAUGGCUAAGAAGAAGAUGGCUGAAUUGGAACUUUCCUUGUUACACUUACAACAAAAUGUAGAAAUCCCUGAAAUUUCUUUGAAUAUUCAUCCUGUGGUUCAAAAGGCUGUAGAUAAGUGCCGUGAACAAAAUAAACGUGUUACUGUUGAAGCUGUAGACUCUACAUUGUUUUCCGACUCAACCUUUUUGAACAAAUUACAAGGUGACGUUAAUGGUUGGAUCAAAGAAAUUCAAAAAGUCACUAAAAUGUCAAGAGAUCCUGCUAGUGGAACUGCUAUUCAAGAAAUCAACUUUUGGCUCAGUAUGGAACGUGCUUUGGAGAAGAUUGAUGAACAAUUGAAAAGCGAUCAAAUCACUUUAACUUUGGAUAUCUUGAAACAUGCAAAACGUUUCCAUGCUACUGUUAGUUUUAUCGCUGAUACCGGAUUGAAGGAAGGAAUGGAAUUAGUGCACAAAUACAAUCAACUUAUGAAAGAUUUUCCACUCAAUGAACUUCUAUCGGCUACUGAUGUCGACAAAAUCCGUGAAUCUCUUGUCUUGAUUUUUGGUCAUUUGAACAAGAAGCUCAAACUCUCACCUUAUCCUAUUCGACGUGCAUUGCCAUUGGUGGAAGCCAUCUCCCGUGAUUUGAAUGAUCAACUACUCAAAGUUUUGGGAAGUCGACGAAUGAUGUAUAUGGAAUACGAAGACUUUGAACGUACAACUGCAGGUGCUGAAGCUGUAUUUCAUACUUGGGAUGAUCUUAUCAAGGAAUUCACUAAUGUUGCUCGUGAUGUUACUCGCAAAAGGUCAGAAAAGUUUUUACCCAUCAAAAUCAACCCUGCUCAUGCCAAGUUACAAGAACGUGUUAUCUUUGUCCGUGAAUUUCGAAAGCAACAUGAACAACUCCAUCAAACAAUUGUGCGUGUUAUGACCAGUCCUCGUGCAAAAACUUCUACAGUGGUGGUUGAUGGCCAAGUCAAAAGCGUCUUAGAAGAAGAAGAAAGUGUUAGCGUUAGUGACAUAAAUGCCGUGGAAGAGGUCAAAUUAGCCUAUGAAAGUGUCAAGAACAUUGAUAUAUUGGAUGUAUCUCCAGAGGGAACUGAAAUCUGGGUGCAAGCUGAAAAUGUUUACAAUGAACGCGUCUCUCGGGUAGAAAAUCAAAUCAUCGCUCGUCUUCGUGAUCGCUUGGGUACUGCCAAAAAUGCUAAUGAAAUGUUCCGUGUAUUCUCCAAAUUCAAUGCUCUCUUUGUUAGACCCAAGAUUCGUGGCGCUAUUCAAGAAUAUCAAACUCAAUUGAUUGAUAGUGUCAAGGAAGAUAUCAACAAGUUACAUGACAAAUUCAAAAUGCAAUAUCGUUAUUCUGAAGCAUACCAUAUGGCUCAAUUACGUGAUCUUCCUCCUAUUUCUGGUGCUAUUAUUUGGGCUCGUCAAAUUGAUCGUCAACUCUCCUUGUAUAUGAAACGGGUAGAAGAUGUACUUGGAAAAGGAUGGGAACUUUAUGCUGAAGGUCAAAAAUUACAAAUUGAAAGUAGCAGUUUCAGAAAAAAGUUGGAUACUCGUCUCAUUUAUGAAAACUGGUUACAAGAAAUCACAAAACGAGAUCUCUCUGUGUCUGGACGUAUCUUUGAAAUAUCAAGAAAUCGGGUUCAAAAGAAUACGCUUAUCCUUGGUGUUAACUUUGAUGGUCAAAUUAUUACUCUUUUCAAAGAAGUACGAAAUCUUCUAUGGCUCAACUUCCAAGUCCCUCAUACUAUCUCCAAUGUUGCUAAAGAUGCCAAACGUGUUUAUCCUUUUGCUGUCAGCUUGAUGGAAACUGUCCGUACCUUCUCUCAAACUGUCCACAAAGUCAACAGGAACCCUGAUGUAUCUACUUUAGUAGCUGGUUAUCGAAACGAAGUUCAUGGAAUGAUUACAAAAGGGAUCAAUUUACGUUGGGACUAUUUCGUCAAUACAUAUGAUGCUCAUCAUCGUCCAUUAUCUUAUCUUACUGGUACACCUCUUGAUGCCCGGGAAAAUCGUCAUGUUAUGUUUGUUCGUGAAUUUGCUAAUGUGGUCUCUGUAUUCCAAGAUAAAGUGGACUCUCUAAUUGGUUAUUAUGAAGAUAUCAAUAAGGGAAUCGAUGAAAUGAAAUCUUGUCCUUACCAAGUGGAUCGAUUUGAAGAUAUCUUGGGAAGAAUCCAAAAAGUGAUCGACCGUCUGAAUUUGGAAAACUACUCUAACCUUGAUCAAUGGGUUGCUGGAUUGGACAAACGAAUUGAAGCCGAAUUAGUUAAUCGGUUACAACAAGCUAUCAAAUCAUGGAUCAAUGCAUUCCAAGGUGUUACUGAAGAAAUGGUUGUACCCGAAGUCAGUGCCUCCAAGAGCCGCCGCAAACGCAAAGCUGGAACUACUGGAAUCGCAUCAUCCCGUGAAGGCUCAAUUAUGGUGGAUGAAAAAGUGGUUGUGGAACCCAAAACGCCUGAUGUCAAACCUGCUUUACAAACGCUGAUUCAUGAAAUACGUAUUCGCAAUCAAGUCAUGUAUUUAGAUCCUCCUAUUGAACAAGCACGAACUAGCUGGUGGUCUCAACUUCAUGACUGGCUCGCCAUUAUUUGCCAUCUGCCUCGUAUUCAAAGCUCUCGUUAUGAAGGUGGUCUAAGCGUCAAGGACGAUCCAUCCGUCGAAAAAGAUUAUGCAAGUUUAUUGACAUGUAUGGGUGAUGGAUCAUUGGAACAAGCUUAUCAAAUCAUUGAAAAUAAGGUGCGUCAAGUGUCCGAAUAUGUCAAUAUCUGGCUUCAAUAUCAGUCAUUAUGGGAUCUGGAAUCAAGUCAUGUGUUUUCUAUUCUCGAAGAUGAUUUGAUCAAAUGGCAACAAAUACUAUUAGAAAUCAAGAAAGCUCGUAGUACAUUUGACAAUUCGGAAACAGAACAAUCUUUUGGUCCCUUGGUUGUGGAUUAUGAGCAAGUACAAAGUAAAGUGAACCAAAAGUAUGAUCAAUGGCAGAAGGAUAUUCUCAACAAGUUUGGUAGCAUGCUCGGCACAUCUAUGCGUGAUUUCCAUGCCUCAGUUUCAAAGGGUCGUUAUGAAUUGGAACAACAAUCUAUUGAAAGCAAUUCCACUGGGGAAGCUGUUACAUUUAUUACCUUUGUACAAGAUCUCAAACGUAAAGUAGCAAAAUGGUCUCAAGAUGUGGAACUCUUUCGUCAAGGUCAAAAGACAUUGGAACGUCAACGUUUCCAAUUUCCAAAUGAUUGGGUAUACGUAGAUCAAGUUGAUGGGGAAUGGAGUGCUUUCAAUGAAAUAUUGGGACGAAAGAAUAAUGCUAUCCAAGAACAAAUCGCUGGUUUACAAAUGAAGAUCGUGGCCGAAGAUAAGGUGGUGGAGCAAAAGAUCCGUGAUAUUUGCACCGAAUGGGAAAAGAGCAAGCCAGUACAAGGGGAUAUCAAACCAGAUAUCGCUACCAAUACUCUCAGCAUUUUUGAAGGUCGGGUUACUCGCUUGAAGGAAGAAUAUGACAUGGUGUGUCGUGCAAAGGAAGCUCUUGAUUUGGAACAGACAUCUGAAGAUCGACUUGAUCCUGUCUUGGAAGAACUUCGUGAUCUUAAAUCUGUAUGGACUGCUCUCGCCAAGGUAUGGCAAUCUGUUUAUGAAAUUCGUGAUACUCCUUGGUCAUCUGUGGUACCUCGCAAGGUUCGACAAAGCAUUGAUGAACUUGUCAACUCUACCAAGGAAAUGCCCAACAGAAUGCGUCAAUAUGCUGCAUAUGAAUAUGUUCAAGAUACGUUACGUCAACUACUUCGUGUCAAUCCAUUGGUAUCUGAUCUAAAAUCUGAAGCACUCCGGGAUCGUCAUUGGCGCCAAAUCUUCAAAAUGCUUCGUGUAGAAGGUAGAUUUACGUUAUCCGAAAUGACGAUUGGUCAUCUAUGGGAUUUGGAUCUUAAGCGAAAUGAACAAGUCAUCAAAGAUGUUAUUCUACAAGCACAAGGUGAAAUGGCGUUGGAAGAAUUUUUGAAGCAAGUCAAGGAAACUUGGGCCAACUAUGUAUUGGAUCUUGUCAAUUAUCAAAAUAGAUGCCGUUUGAUUCGUGGAUGGGAUGAUCUUUUCAACAAAUCAAGUGAACACAUCAACUCUCUUACUGCUAUGAAGCUCUCUCCUUAUUACAAAGUAUUUGAAGAAGAUGCAUCGGCUUGGGAAGAUAAACUCAACAGAGUCCAUGUUUUAUUUGAUGUAUGGAUUGAUGUACAACGACAAUGGGUAUACUUGGAAGGUAUCUUUAGUGGAAGUGUGGACAUCAAACAUCUUUUACCUGUAGAAACUUCUCGCUUCCAAAGUAUCAAUACUGAAUUCCUGACGGUGAUGAAGAAGGUAUACAAAUCUCCCUUUGUAUUGGAUGUGUUAAAUAUUCCCAAUAUUCAAAAAUCUUUGGAACGUUUGGCGGAUCUACUCAGCAAAAUUCAAAAGGCUCUUGGUGAAUACUUGGAACGUGAAAGAAGCUCUUUCCCUCGGUUCUACUUUGUCGGUGAUGAAGAUCUUUUGGAAAUCAUCGGUAACAGCAAGGAUAUCCUUCGUAUUCAAAAACAUUUCAAGAAAAUGUUUGCUGGUAUUGCUACUAUUAUGUUGGAUGAAGAACAAACUGCUAUCAUAGGCAUGGUCUCUAAGGAAGGUGAACAAGUAGCAUUCAAAAAUGCAGUUUCCAUCAAGGAUAAUCCCAAAAUCAAUGUCUGGCUUACCAUGUUACAAGAGGAAAUGCGUGUAUCCUUGGCUCUUCUUCUUUCUGAUGCAGUAACGGAAUUGGAAACUAUUUAUAAUGCUGCUGAAAUAGACUCUGAUGCAUUCAUGACCUGGGUGGACCAAUAUCCUGCUCAAUUGGUUGUUCUUGCUGCACAAAUCAUCUGGACUCAAUCUGUAGACAAGGCUUUGGUGACAUUAGGUGAUGCUACUGACAAAACUGAUCAAACACCUCUGCGCAACUCCCUUGAUUUGGUAGAACGUAACCUGAAUAUCUUGGCUGAUGCUGUUCUUUUGGAUUUAUCGACCAUCAAACGACGAAAAUGUGAACACUUGGUGACUGAACUUGUUCAUCAAAGGGAUGUGACUCGACAACUUUUGCAUGACAAUGUAUCAUCUUCCAAAGAUUUCAACUGGCUUUAUCAAAUGCGAUUCUACUUCAAUCCUACUAUUGAAAAUCCUAUCCAUCGACUUUCCAUCCAUAUGGCCAACGCCACUUUCCAUUAUGGUUACGAAUAUCUCGGUGUUGCUGAUCGUUUGGUACAAACACCUCUGACUGAUCGUUGUUACUUGACUUUAACACAGGCUCUUGAACAAAAACUUGGUGGUUCUCCAUUUGGUCCUGCCGGUACAGGUAAAACAGAAUCUGUCAAAGCUUUAGGUGUACAACUUGGUCGAUUUGUGCUGGUAUUCUGUUGUGAUGAAACAUUUGAUUUCCAAGCUAUGGGUCGUAUUUUUAUUGGUCUCUGUCAAGUUGGUGCCUGGGGUUGUUUCGAUGAAUUCAAUCGAUUGGAAGAACGUAUCUUAUCCGCUGUGUCUCAACAAGUUCAAACUAUUCAAUUGGGUCUUAAGGAAACUAUGGCAAAUCCAAAUCAUGAAGUAGAGCUUGUCGGUCGAAAUGUCAAAGUUAAUCUCGAUACUGGAAUCUUUAUCACUAUGAAUCCUGGUUAUGCUGGUCGUUCCAACUUGCCUGAUAACUUGAAGAAACUUUUCCGAAGUAUGGCUAUGACUAAACCUGACCGUGAAUUGAUUGCACAAGUUAUGUUGUAUUCUCAAGGUUUCCGAAGUGCUGAAACUCUAGCUUCCAAGGUGGUACCGCUAUUCAAUCUCUGUGCUGAACAAUUGUCUUCUCAAUCUCAUUAUGAUUUUGGUCUUCGUGCCCUCAAGAGUGUCUUGGUCAGUGCUGGUAAUUUGAAACGUGAUCGUUUGAUUGAUUUACGCAAAGAUCUUGAUGAAGGCAAGGUGGAUGCUUCUGAAUUUGCGUCAUUCUCUGAACCUAUACCUGAACAACAAUUACUGAUUUCAAGUAUUCGUGAAACAGUGGUACCCAAAUUGGUUGCUGAUGAUAUCUCUUUACUUACAAGCUUGCUUGCUGAUGUGUUCCCUGGCGUCCAUUAUGCUCCUGUCAAUUUGGAUCGUCUCAAAGAAGAACUUAAAAAGGUAUGCGAAGAGCGUCGCCUGGUUGCUGGUGAUGCCUGGAUGGAAAAGGUGAUUCAAUUAUAUCAAAUUCAGAACAUUCAUCAUGGUUUGAUGAUGGUUGGUCCAUCUGGUUCUGGCAAAUCUAUGGCUUGGAAAACACUUCUCACUGCAUUGGAACGUGUUGAAAACGUUGAAGGUGUGGCAUAUACUAUUGAUCCCAAAGCAAUUCCCAAGGAUGCUCUCUAUGGUACUUUGGAUCCAACAACUCGUGAAUGGACAGAUGGUUUGUUUACUCAUAUUCUUCGCAAGAUUGUGGACAAUGUACGUGGUGAAAGUCAGAAACGACACUGGAUUAUUUUUGAUGGUGAUGUGGAUCCCGAAUGGGUUGAAAAUUUGAACUCUGUAUUGGACGACAAUCGACUUCUCACUCUUCCUAAUGGUGAACGUCUCAACUUGCCAACUAACGUUCGUAUUAUGUUUGAAGUCGAAACUCUCAAGUAUGCAACUCUGGCUACAGUAUCUCGUUGUGGUAUGGUCUGGUUCAGUGAAGAUGUUAUUACUCUACCCAUGAUUUUCUCCAACUAUUUAGAAACACUACGACAAGUACCUAUGGAUGAGAUUGAUGAAGAAGGUGCUAGUGGCAUAGGUUCAGGUGGUGCAUCUUCUCGAAGACAAGGCGAAAAUGAUGAUCCAUCAUCCGUUUCUCCCAAUUUGGCCGCUCAACGUGCUAUUGCUGCUAUCAUGGCUCCUGAUCUCACCGAUGAAUCUGGUUUGGUGGCGAAAUCAUUAUCUUAUGCUGCAACAUUAGAACAUAUUAUGGACUUCACUAGGAUGCGUGUAUUAUCAACCUUCUUCUCUUUACUUAACAAGACAGUACGAAAUGUUUUGGAAUACAAUGCUCAACAUGUGGAUUUCCCUAUGACUGGUGAUCAUUUAGAAGGAUACAUUACAAAGCGGGUGAUCUACUCUAUUAUUUGGAGUUUCUCAGGUGAUGCGAAAUUGGAUCUUCGAACUGUAUUGGGUGAUUACGUGCGUGGUAUUACAACUUAUGAAUUGCCUCCUGCUGCCAACGACCAAAGUAUCAUUGACUUUGAUAUUGCAACUAAUACUGGUCAAUGGGUCCCAUGGGAAUCUAAGGUACCAGUGGUAGAAAUUGAAACACACAAGGUCUCUGAAGCUGAUAUGAUUAUUCCUACCGUGGAUACUAUUCGACAUGAAGAAGUUCUUUACUCUUGGCUCUCCGAACACAAGCCUUUGAUUCUAUGUGGUCCUCCUGGUUCUGGUAAAACAAUGACGUUGUUUAGUGCUCUUCGCAAAUUGCCGGAUAUGGAAGUGGUUGGUCUCAAUUUCUCAAGUGCUUCAACUCCUGAACUAAUCCUCAAGACCUUUGAACAACAUUGUGAAUAUCGAAAGACGACAAAUGGUGUGAUUCUUUCUCCUACCUUGAUUGGACGUUGGCUUGUGGUGUUCUGUGAUGAAAUCAAUUUACCAGCUACUGACAAAUACAAUACUCAACGAGUUAUUUCCUUCCUUCGACAAUUGGUGGAAUACAAUGGUUUCUGGAGAACAAGUGAUAAAGCAUGGGUUACUUUGGAGCGUAUUCAAUUUGUUGGUGCUUGUAAUCCUCCUACUGAUCCUGGUCGUGUACCGCUCUCUCACAGAUUCUUGCGACAUGCUCCUUUGGUGAUGGUGGAUUACGCUGGACAUACAUCUCUUAUGCAGAUCUAUGGUACAUUCUCUCGAGCAAUGCUUAAAGUUGUACCCAAUCUUCGUGGUUAUGCCGAACCUUUGACUGCUGCCAUGGUCGAUCUUUACCUUGCAUCUCAAAAACGGUUUACUCCUGAUAUUCAAGCUCAUUAUAUCUAUUCUCCUCGUGAAUUGACACGUUGGGUACGUGGUAUCUUUGAAGCAAUCAAACCUUUAGAAACUCUGACUGUGGAAGGAUUAGUACGCAUCUGGGCUCAUGAAGCUUUACGUCUUUUCCAAGAUCGUUUGGUGAAUGAAGAAGAACGUGAAUGGACAGAUAAGAUGAUCAACGAUAUUGCCAUGCAACAUUUCCCUGCUUUGAAUCAAGAAGAAGCUUUGGAACGACCUAUUCUCUUUUCCAAUUGGUUAUCCAAGUACUACGUGCCUGUGGAACGUGAACAACUACGUGAUUUUGCAAAAGCUCGUCUCAAGGUAUUUUACGAAGAAGAAUUGGAUGUUCCUUUGGUGCUUUUCAACGAUGUGCUGGAACACGUACUUCGCAUCGACCGUGUAUUCCGUCAACCUCAAGGUCAUUUACUACUAAUUGGUGUUAGUGGCUCUGGGAAAACAACUCUUUCUCGAUUUGUGGCAUGGAUGAAUGGUCUCAGUCUAUUCCAAAUCAAGGCUCAUAACAAGUAUACUGGUGCUGACUUUGAUGAUGACUUGCGUACUGUACUUCGACGUGCUGGUUGUAAAGGUGAAAAAAUUUGUUUUAUUAUGGACGAAAGCAACGUAUUGGACUCUGGAUUUUUGGAACGUAUGAAUACCUUGUUGGCGAACGCAGAAGUACCUGGUCUCUUUGAAGGGGAUGAAUAUGCUGCUUUGAUGACUGCUUGUAAAGAAGGAACGCAACGUGAUGGAUUGAUGCUGGACUCCAAUGAUGAACUAUACAAGUGGUUCACCCAACAAGUGAUGCGCAACCUCCAUGUGGUAUUUACAAUGAAUCCUCCAGAAGGUGGCCUAGCUUCACGUGCUGCAACAUCUCCUGCUUUGUUCAAUCGUUGUGUAUUAGACUGGUUUGGUGACUGGCCUGAUCAAGCCUUUUAUCAAGUGGGUACUGAAUUUACAAAGGGAUUGGAUUUGGAUCUUCAAACUUAUGGUGCGCCUCUCAACUUCCCUAUUGCUUAUCGCAACCUGCCUAUUCCACCCAAUCAUCGUGAAGCUGUGGUUAAUGCUUUAGUCUAUAUUCAUCAAUCAUUAUACGAUAUCAACGCCAAGCUCAGCAAACGUCAAGGUCGUCAUAAUUAUGCUACUCCUCGACACUUUUUGGACUUUAUUUCUCACUAUGUACGUCUAUACAAUGAAAAACGUGAAGAUUUGGAAGAACAACAACGUCAUUUGAAUGUCGGUUUGGAAAAAUUGAAGGAUACUGUUAUCAAGGUGGAAGAACUUCGAAAGAGUUUGGCUAUCAAGAAAAAUCAAUUGGAAUUGAAGAAUGCUCAAGCAAAUGACAAGAUCAAUCAAAUGUUGGCAGAUGAAAAGGAAGCAGAACAAAAGAAGGCAGCCUCCAUUCAAAUUCAAGAAGCUUUGGAAAUUCAAAACAAGGAAAUUCAAGAACGUCGUGCUGUCGUACUAAAUGAUCUUGCCAAUGCAGAACCAGCUGUGGCCGAAGCUAGAAAGAGCGUUAGCAACAUCAAACGUCAACAUCUUACUGAAGUGCGAUCUAUGGGUAAUCCUCCUGAAGCUGUGAAACUUGCGAUGGAAUCUGUUUGUACUAUGCUUGGACACAAGAUUGAAAGUUGGAAAACGGUACAAAGUAUUAUUCGAAAGGAUGAUUUUAUUGCAAGCAUUGUCAACUACAACACUGAAAGUCAAAUGACAAAGCAACUACGUGACUUUAUGCGCCGCAAUUACCUCAGCAAUCCAAGUUUUGAAUAUGAAGCUGUCAAUCGCGCUUCCAGGGCAUGUGGACCUUUGGUGCAAUGGGUAGGUGCACAAGUGACUUAUAGUGAUAUAUUGGACCGUGUUGGACCUCUUCGUGACGAAGUUAAUCAAUUGGAACAAAGUGCUGAAGAUACCAAGAAGAAGGCUGCAGAUAUUGAACAAAUGAUUGUGGAUUUGGAAACAAGUAUUGGACGUUACAAGGAAGAAUAUGCUGCUCUUGUGGGUGAAACACAAUUGAUCAAGUCAGAAAUGGAUCGUGUCAAAUUCAAGGUAGAUCGUAGUUUGACGCUCUUGAGUAGUUUAUCAUCUGAACGUAUACGUUGGGAAGCUGCCAGUCAAGCAUUUGAAAGUCAAAUGGGUACUAUUGUGGGUGAUGUUUUAUUGGCUGCUGCCUUUUUAGCUUAUGGUGGUUACUUUGAUCAACAAUAUCGUGAAAUUUUGAUUCAACAUUGGGCAGAUCAUCUUGUAUCAGCUGGUGUACAAUUCAAGCAAGAAGUCGCAUUGACAGAAUACCUCUCAACAGCAGAUGAUCGUCUAUCUUGGCAAGCUAACUCUCUUCCUACCGACAGUUUAUGUAUUGAAAACGCCAUCAUGCUCAAACGUUUUGAUCGAUACCCCUUGGUGAUUGAUCCUUCUGGACAAGCAACAAACUUUUUAAUCAAUGAAUACAAGGAUCGCAAGAUUACUGUGACAAGCUUUUUGGAUGAUGCAUUUAUUAAGAAUUUGGAAAGUGCACUUCGAUUUGGUAACCCUAUUUUGAUUCAAGAUGUGGAACACCUGGAUCCUAUUCUCAAUCCUGUGCUAAACAAAGAACUCCGUCGUACUGGUGGUCGGGUAUUGAUUCGCCUUGGAAAUCAAGAUAUCGAUUUCUCUCCUUCCUUUACUCUCUUCCUCUCCACACGUGAUCCCUCUGUGAACUUCUCUCCUGAUAUUUGCUCUCGUGUUACAUUUGUCAACUUUACUGUCACUCGUGGUAGUUUACAAAGUCAAUGUUUGAACAAAGUACUCAAAGCUGAACGUCCUGAUGUCGACCAACGUCGUACUGAUUUGAUCAAGUUACAAGGUGAAUUCCAACUGAAGCUCCGUCAUCUUGAAAAAUCAUUAUUACAAGCAUUGAACGAAUCUAAAGGUAAUAUUCUGGAUGAUGACAAGGUGAUUGAAACUUUGGAAACUCUCAAGAAAGAAGCUGCCGAAAUUACUCGCAAGGUGGAUGAAACGAAUACAGUAAUGCAAGAAGUAGAACAAACAACAGGGAUUUAUACACCACUCGCUCAUGCUUGUAGUUCAAUCUUCUUUGUUAUGGAACAACUCAAUCUGGUACAUCACUUUUAUCAAUUCUCUUUGGACUUCUUCUAUGAAAUAUUCCAAUAUGUUCUCCACUCAAAUCCCAAUCUCAAAGGCAUUACUGAUCCAAAUGAACGUCUGGAAGUCCUCUCUCAUGAUUUGUUUUCUGCUACUUAUAAACGUGCCUCUCGUACUUUGUUACACGAAGAUCAUACUAUGUUUGCUGUCUUACUUUGUCAAAUUCGUAUGCGUGGCUCUUCUCAAAAUCAUCAAGAUAUGAAUGAUGAUGCCGAGUUCGACUUUUUACUCAGUGGUGGUGAUACAAUUUCUGAUUCUGGAUCUGCUGCCUCCAAACUUGGUUUACCUAGCUUUAUUACUGAUGAAGUGGCUCAACGUAUUGAUGAAUUCCAAUCUCUUGAAUGCUUCAAACAACUCUCUCAACAUAUCAACCAAAAUCAAGAUCAAUGGCAACAAUUUAUGGAUCACUCUCAACCUGAAACUGUGGUACCUAUCUGUUGGAAUACGACAUCCGAUGUUCGCCCCGCCAUGUCCUCUUUGCGAAAGAUGUUGGUUAUCAAGUGUCUACGUCCUGAUCGAUUAUUACCUGCUACUACUAUUUUUGCCUCUGAAAUAUUUGAUUCUGGAUUUAUCAACAAUGGAGAACUCAACUUGCAACAAGUCGUCAAUGAUGAAGUGGGAAGUUGUACUCCUUUGGCUCUUUGCUCUGUACCUGGUUAUGAUGCUAGUUACCGUGUGGAUAAUCUUGUUGCCGAAACCAAUUCUCGAUGUACCUCUGUUGCUAUGGGAUCUGCUGAAGGAUUUACUCUUGCUGAUCAAGCCAUCUCUCUUGCUAUCAAGAAUGGUAACUGGGUGAUGCUGAAGAACGUCCAUCUUGCUCCUUCUUGGUUGGGUCAAUUAGAAAAGAAAUUACAUAGUAUGAAGCCACAUCGUAACUUCCGCCUAUUUUUGACUAUGGAAACCAAUCCAAAGGUGCCUGUCAAUCUUUUACGCAUGUCUCGAAUCCUUAUGUUUGAACCUCCUCCAGGUAUCAAGGCCAAUCUCCAAGAAUCUCUACGAAGCAUUCCUCCUUCUCGUCUCUCACGUGGUCCGUCUGAACGUGCUCGAUUGUAUUUCAUGUUAGCUUGGCUUCAUGCUGUGGUUCAAGAACGUCUUCGUUAUGUUCCUUUAGGUUGGACAAAGGUAUAUGAAUUCAAUGACUCUGAUCAAGAUUGUGCCUUUUCAACUAUUGAUAAUUGGUUGGAUAUCGCUGCAGGUGGUCGUGCCAAUAUCUCACCAGAAAAGAUUCCUUGGGAUGCUAUUCGAUCUCUACUUCAACAAUCCAUUUAUGGUGGUCGUAUCGACAAUGAAUAUGAUCAACGCUUAUUGGAUUCCUUUGUCAAUACUCUCUUUAGUCAUCGCUGUUACGAUUUGGACUUUGAAAUUGUGAAGAGCACAGGUGAAAGUGAAAAGGCUUUAGUGGUUCCAGAUGGUACCAAGAUGGAACACUUUAUGGAAUGGGUGAACAAACUUCCUGAUCGUGAACCUCCUACGUGGUUAGGCUUACCUGCAAAUGCUGAACGUGUUUUAUUGACUCUCAAGGGCAAGACAAUGUUAUCCAAGGUACGCAAGAUGAAGAGUACCACUGAUGAUGACGAAAUAGCAUUUACUCCUGAAGCGGCAACAUCAAAUAGUGGUGGCAGUAGUGGUGACAAUACUGGUCAAUCUUCGACAACAGGUACCUCACAACAACCUGCUUGGAUGCGCGCAUUACACACAUCUAUUACCAACUGGCUUUCCCUUUUACCAUCAACCCUUCCUCUUAUGCAACGUGAUGACAACAAUGGUAUUAUGAAUCCUCUUUUCCGAUUCUUUGAACGUGAAAAUCAAAUAGGCCGUAGUUUACUCAACACUAUCCGUGAAGAUCUCCUCUCUUUACAAAAGGUGUGCACUGGCGAACUCAAACAAACCAAUCACUUGCGUCAAUUGAUGAGCUGGCUUACCAAAGGUUUGAUUCCUGAACAUUGGAAACGAUACAAGGCUCCCAAGGAUAUCUCUCUCAAUAUUUGGCUAGCAGAUCUCAAGGCUCGUUUGGAACAAGUGGCAUUGAUAUCUCAAGAAAAGGAUUUCGGUCAUGUAGAAGUAUGGAUGGGUGGAUUGUUUAUUCCAGAAGCCUAUGUUACAGCUACUCGUCAAGCAACAGCUCAACAUAAUAAGUGGUCAUUGGAAGAAUUGGUGCUUGUUGUGGAUAUGGAAUUGAAGUCAAGUGAUAGAACUCAAGGCACUUAUACUGUCCGUGGUAUGAAGAUGGAAGGUGGUGAAUGGAAUGAUAAACAACUUUGUCUUACGUCAAAUCCUUAUACAAAAUUACCUUCUAUUGGAUUACGAUGGAUACGUGGAACUGACAAGAAUGAUCUUUCUGAUGGUAAUGAAGGUGAAGUGGCCUUACCAGUGUAUCUUAACUCUGACCGAAGUGAUUUACUGUUUACUAUCAAUGUGGCUGUUGAUCCUGAACAAAAAGACCGUAUUCCUCAACGUGCUGUGGCUAUGAUUAUUUCUUUUUAGUUAGUUAGAUAUAUAUAUUAUUAUUAUUCUCUUCUUAGUUUAUCAAAUAAAAAUUGAAACUUGAUUUUUUUUUUUU